CCGCCGGCGGCCACGGCCGCGCCGUCGACCUCUCCCGCGUCGAUCUCGACGCCGUCAGCGCCGACUACGCCCUCGACUGCGUCGCCUCCGGCGCGCAGUUUGACGCUUCGGAGGCCACCAGGAGGUACUUCCACGACAGGAGGUACCCGAUCAUGACAAAGUCGCCAUCAAGGAACUCAUAUUUUCUUCUUUCAAGGCCAGAAGCCUCUGGUUCCCCUCCAAACAAAUUAGCACCAGAGAUUGGACUCGUACCACCUUCAGAAGAGAAAUCAAGUAGAACAAGAAAAAAUAGCGAUUCUUCUAGAGUAGCAACUGACCUUCCGGGAGCAUCCAAUGGUAUGAAGGAUGUUAGUUUGGCAGAUAUGUCUCCUCAGAAAGUAAAGGAAAUGGAUAUUCUAUCUCUAGGUUUACCUAGAUUAAGCACAGAAUUGUCCGAUGAUGAUCUAAGAGAAACAGCGUAUGAGGUUCUUCUCGCUUCUCUAUUCGUCAGUGGAAAAAUGAACUUCUCUGAAGAGAAGAGAGAGAAGAAGCCUAAAUUCUUGAAGGGUUUAAGAUCGAAGACUGAGAGGUCUAAUGCAGUACCUCAGAUGGAAAAUUAUUAUACCCAACAUCUUGAUUUGGUCCGAGUACAAAUGGAAAUAUCAGAAUCUAUGGAUAUAUUGGCCAAGAGAGCUUUAAGACAUAUUGGUUCAAAGAUGGUGCAGGGGCAGCUUGACGUGCCUACCAUAUCAUUACAGCUCUUAAGUUCUGUUGGCAAAUUUGAUUUCCCAACAGAAAGACUGCGUGUACAAUGGCAGAGAAGACAGGCAAAUGUUCUAGAAGAAUUACUUUUGUUCUCAGCAUCUCUUGAGUAUAGUAUGAGUGAAACAUUGCGGAUAGUUCUCUCCAAGUUAAAAAAUACAGAGGACUGGGUUGUGAGUGUUCCUGAUGGGCGUAUUGAGGUCUUGACUAUCAUUGAAAGAUACAACACAAGGCUAUCUGCAGCUCCAAAGAAGUUUGGCCUUGAAGGCGAGACCUACCAUUGGACUCGGAGCUACCAUUUUAAUUCUAGGCUAUAUGAGAAACUUCUCUGCAGUGUGUUUGAUAUUCUUGAAGAUGGACAACUUGUAGAGGAGGCCGAUGAAAUACUUGAAACAGUGAAGCUGACCUGGCCUAUAUUGGGCAUCACCCAAAAGUUGCAUGACGUCCUGUAUGCUUGGGUGCUUUUCCAGAAGUUUGCUCAAACCGGGGAAAUUCUUCUACUAAAACAGACAGACCUUCAGAUACAGAAACUUCAGUUACAUAAUGAUGUUAGAGAAACAGAGAUGUAUAUAAACAGCUUUGUUUGUUCUGUUGAAAGUUGUGGCAGCAAUCGGGCUCUAAAUUUGGUGGACAGUGCCAUUCUUAAAAUAAACAUGUGUUGCCGCAGACAACUGGAGAGUUAUCACCUAUACUUCAGUCAGGCUAACUAUUCAAUCUUUGAGAGCAUGCUGAACUUGCUAUUACUUUCUGCGGCAAUACUUACUGAUGAUGAUGAAGAAGCCAUGCUUAUUGAGACCCCGCUUGGCAGUACACCAGAAUCUACGCUGGUCCAUAAACUUGUUGUCAGAUCCAUACAAACUGCAUAUAAGCAUGUCCUAAUUUCAGCACAUGGACAAUCAAAAGCAGAAUCUAAGCAUCCAUUGAUAUUGCUUGCAAGUGAGCUAAAGCUACUAGUGGAGAAAGAAUGCACUACAUUCAGCCUAAUACUUCAGAAAUAUUAUCCUGAAGCUGGAAAAGUAGCACUAGUUGUCUUUCACCUACUGUAUGGCCAACAACUGGAGCUGUUUUUGGAAAGGACGGAUGAUUCAGAAAAUCUGAAAGAGAUACUGGGAGCAUCAAACAAUUUUGAGCUCUGUAUAGCUCAGAAGCUUUACUCAAUGUGCGGGGAAGCUGUUGGGUCUUCAUUGUCCAACUUUCUAAAACCAUACAUGAUCAAUCGUUUUUCUUCACCCAUCAUUCUUCAGUGGCUGCAUGCUCAACAUGAGAAUGUUUUGGAGUGGACAAAACGUACCAUUGAGAUUGAGGAUUGGGUACCUCUAUCAGCUCACCGGAAACUAGCAACAUCUAUGGUUGAAGUCUUCCGGAUUGUGGAGGAGACCAUUGAUCAGUUCUUUAACUCGAGACUGCCUUUGGAUAUUGUGCACCUGCGGAGUCUACUUAUAGGAAUCACUAGCAGCCUUCAAGUCUAUUUGCUUCACAUGGAAAACCAACAAGUUUCUAGAGCUACCCUGCUUCCUACUGCGCCAGUCUUGACACGUUAUGCAGAAUCAAUUAAUCCAUUUGCGAAAAGAAAACUUAUUGAGCCCGCAGUUCGUGAAGAAAAGGUGGUCAAUAAAUUGAACAAUUUAACGGUUCCAAAAUUAUGUGUGAAACUGAACACCCUUCAGUAUAUUAGGGAUCAACUUGAUACCAUAGAAGAGGGGAUCAAACAAUCCUGGGUCGAUGUCCAGUCAGCUGUGGGAUUGCUAGACUAUUUGUCUUAUAUGGCUAGCGAUGGAGUUACCUCGAAAGAUUCACCAUCUGAUGAAUCGAUUGAUGAGUUAUUUACUAUAUUCGAUGAUGUGCGAAGCUCUGCGGUAAAUACAACUGACACAAUCCUGAACUUCAUUGGAACAAGGGCUGUACUCUGGGAUAUGAGGGACUCACUUCUUUUCUCCUUAUAUCGAACUAGCGUUGAAAGUGCACGCAUGGAGAUUUUUAUCCCUACAAUAGAACAAGUUCUUGAUCAAGUGUGUGAUCUAAUUGUUGACGUGUUAAGAGAUGGAGUUGUGCUGAGAGUUUUUCAAGCAUGCAUGGAGGGAUUCAUUUGGGUCCUACUGGAUGGAGGUCCAUCACGCUCAUUUUUGGAAACAGAUGUGGACUUGAUGAAAGCUGAUUUGGCUAUGCUCAAGGAUCUCUUUAUAGCAGAAGGCCAAGGUUUGCUAUCAGAUGUAGUUGAGAAGGAGGCUAAACUAGCUGAGCAGAUUCUAGACCUCUAUGUGCUAAAGGCUGAUACAGUAAUUGAUUUGCUGAUGAAAGCAAGUGAACAUAUGCCACACCAUCUUGAACCUACAACUGCUCGAAGAAGGCAUGCACAUGAUGUCCAUACCCUUCUUCGAGUUUUGUGCCAUAAGAAGGAUAAUAGUGCCUCCACAUUUUUAAGAAUCCAGUAUCAUCUUCCAAGGUCUUCAGAUUAUGACGACGUUCCUGUGAAGGAUGCACCUAAAGUACCUUUAUUUUCUGACAUGCUGAAUAGGGGCUCUUCAUUCAAUUGGUCGGAGACUGGGCAGCAGAGUUAUAAGAUUAUGAAGAAGAAACUACAAGCGGCUAGUUGGCAGUAAGACGUGUCUUGGUUAGAAAGUUCUGCUGGGUUUGCACAUGUUCUUUGCUAGAAAAUUCUGCUGGGUUUGCACAUAUCCUUCGCAUAUCUAUGGGAUAGGUUUGUAAUAAGAAAAUCUGAAGCUGGGUAGCACAUGGAUACAUGCAAAUGAAGGCGAGAAGGAAGGCAGCAUAUGCUAUAAGGUGUCUUUUUAUGCAUAAUGGAUUAAUGCCAUCACAAGUGUCAACCGGCUACUACCUCAUUUGAUGUCACUUGACAUUAAGCAAGAAGCGAGGAAGAAACAAAUAAGCUUUAAUUGGUGAUUUGCGAAGGAGAGCAACUGAACUUUUACCUGAGAUCAUCAUGUUCCAGCUAAAAGAGAUAAGCAUUUGCCCUGGCAAUGAAGAGAAGCAUUACAGGAUUUUCUUAUGGAAAUAUUUUCCUCUGCUUGGUCUUUCCAGAUCAUUACAGGGGGAGAUCUGUAGCAUCGAAAAUGCUAAUACAUUCUCAGAAAGAUUACCAGCACUUAACAGGAAGCGACAAUAGGCUUGGUGGUCUAAAGAUGCCAAAAAGAAAGGCCUGAUCAAAACUUUCCCAGGCCUGAUCUCCCUCAAAACCGAGCUUCUAUAUAUUGUAUUCCCUAAAAUGGUUGAUUCACAGAUAUCAGCCAAUGUACCCAAUAUAAACAUGAUAGUGAAAUUUAUUUACAGAAACUACUGAAAAAAUAUAUUUAUAAAUUUUCUUUUCGUACAUGAAUAGCAAAAUAGCAAAGCAGUGAACAAUCCGAUGUAAAUUAUAUUAAAGUGGAUCCGAUAUAACUGAGAUCUGGAACCCUUGCUUAAAACCUUCUAUAAUUCAUCAUGGUUGGUGUAACAGUGUUCUCUGAACUUUUGGGUUGAUUUUUAUUUUUCACUUGUGUUAUCUGGAAUUUGAAGUCAUUCUUUUCAGGUGCCUCUCUGAUCUAGUUAAAUUUUCACAUCCUAGCCAAG
Messenger RNA from Lolium rigidum, 4308 nucleotides. RefSeq names its product protein unc-13 homolog. The transcript has 29 exons. Lineage: Eukaryota; Viridiplantae; Streptophyta; Magnoliopsida; Poales; Poaceae. The coding region runs from base 153 to 3341 and encodes 1062 amino acids. The record is from RefSeq and is a predicted model, not a curated record.